Molecule: messenger RNA, 1518 nt
Organism: Colletotrichum siamense
Lineage: Eukaryota; Fungi; Ascomycota; Sordariomycetes; Glomerellales; Glomerellaceae
Gene: ydcJ-0
Exons: 1
Coding region: 1-1518 (505 amino acids)
Molecular function (GO): oxidoreductase activity
Source: RefSeq, a predicted model, not a curated record
AUGUCUUCCGGUCUGCUCUCCGCAUCCCGUGCCGUGCCUCCGGGACAGCCGGGGCCGGAUGCCGCCUACGUCGACCCCGACACACUCCGCACCACCUUUGCCCUCGCAAUGUCUACUAUGUACAAGGCCGAAGUUCCCCUCUAUGGCGACCUCAUCCAAAUCGUCCAGAAAGUCAACAGAGAUGCACAGGCAAGAAAGCUUGAGGGCCUCGAAGGCUCCGCAACGAUGGAUGCUAGCAUCGACCGUCUUACACUUGAGAGACAUGGUGCCAUUCGUCUUGGAACACCCGAAGAACUACACACCGUCCGCCGCAUAUUUAACCUUCUCGGCAUGCACGCGGUCGGCUACUAUGACCUGUCCGUUGCGGGAUUGCCGAUGCAUGCAACAUGCUUCCGUCCAACAUUGCCUGAGUCUUUAGAGCGCAACCCGUUCCGCGUCUUCACAACACUUCUCCGCCCGGAGCUUUUGAAAUCUGGUUCUGCACGAGGCGUAGCACUGAACCUUCUCAAGAGACGAAACAUCUUUAGCGACGCCCUCAUUGACCUCCUCGAUAUCGCCGAGUCUAGACAAGAAGGUCGCUUAACCCCUGAGCAGGGAGAGCGGUUCGUCAUCGAGGCUCUGCGCACAUUCAGCUGGCAGCCUUUGGCUGCAGCGACACAUGAAGAGUAUGCUCUUCUUCGCGACGAACACCCGAUUUUGGCGGACAUUGCCUGCUUUCGGUCAUCACACAUCAACCACCUCACACCUCGCGCCCUCGAUAUUGCCGCCGCCCAAGAGGCAAUGCUUGCAGCUGGCAUGGCCGUGAAGAGCCGGAUUGAGGGUCCACCACCGAGGAAAUGCCCCAUUCUCUUGAGGCAAACCAGCUUUCUAGCACUGCAAGAGGGAAUCCAAUUCGCUGUUUCUGGACGAGAUGAGUUCGUCGACGGAUUCCACAAAGCGAGGUUCGGUGAGAUUGAAGAGAGAGGCGCUGCUGUCACACCUGCAGGCAGGAAACUGUACGACGAGCUUCUCGACGAGGCCAUGGCGAAAGCACAAAAAAGUGGCAAGGUUGAACCAUCUGGUGUAGAUCAAGUUUUCAAGGAGACUUUCGAGAAGUUCCCUGACGAUUGGGACGAGCUGCGUCGCCGCGGCCUUGUUUACUCGGAGUAUAAAUGCGCCGAGGGUGCUCGGGAAAAGCUAGCUGGCAUUCCGAACCUUGAAAUCGUCGACCCAACCUCCUUACUUGACCAGCUUGUCUCUGCUGGAGUACUGGAGGCUCUUCCAAUUACCUAUGAAGACUUUCUUCCGUUCUCGGCCGCUGGCAUCUUUCAGUCCAACCUUCAAUCCAGUACCAGCACCAGCGACUCGGCCAUGGAUGAGGAGGACGCAGCAAAACCAGACUUACACGGUUACGAGAAAGCUUUGAAAUGUCAUGUGUUGGAUGCAAACGAAUUAUAUGCUCAGGCGCAGCGCAGUAGUUUGAAGAGGUGCGCCGAAGAGUUGGGUCUUAGUCUUCAGGACGUUUCUAGGUUUCUAUAG